Molecule: messenger RNA, 891 nt
Organism: Penicillium argentinense
Lineage: Eukaryota; Fungi; Ascomycota; Eurotiomycetes; Eurotiales; Aspergillaceae
Product: Zn(II)2Cys6 transcription factor domain-containing protein
Exons: 3
Coding region: 1-891 (296 amino acids)
Biological process (GO): regulation of DNA-templated transcription
Molecular function (GO): DNA-binding transcription factor activity, RNA polymerase II-specific; zinc ion binding
Source: RefSeq, a predicted model, not a curated record
AUGGCCGCUCGCCAAUCAACGCCAGACUCACAUUCCGAUAAUGUACGCAAGCGCGUAUGUAAGGCCUGCGACCGGUGUCGUCUGAAGAAAUCCAAGUGUGACGGAGCCAGCCCAUGUUCGCGCUGUCGAGCAGAUAAUGCGAUUUGUGUCUUCGGGGAACGAAAAAAGGCUCACGAUAAAGUGUACCCCAAGGGAUACGUUGAGAUGCUCGAACAGCAACAAGCAUGGCUCGUCAACGGGCUACAAGAACUCUACCGUCGUACACUAGAAGGCGAAGGAUGGCCUGGCGACCGUCUCAAGACCGAACCAAAUGGCCACCCACUCACCCACGACCUCCUCACCCGUCUCGGCGCCCUCGAUCACACCAAGGGCGAGCGCUUCGAAGAGAAUCCCGAAAACAUGCAACAGGAUCUCUGGCGACACGGCAUGCAGCGCCAGGAGUCGUCCGAUGGUAGUUCGGAGGGUCAUUCGCCUGUUGCUCGCUCUCGUUUCUCCUCCGACGCGUUCUCGUCCCAACAAACGAUGCCCCCAACACCGCCGGCUUACAGCCCGUCGACCCGUGCGCACGUCAAGCCCGAACGGCCGACACCCACCCCAUCCAUGGUCAAUAGCCAACAUCAGCAGUAUGCGCUGUCGAUGCAGGGCGUCGUGAAUCCGUUGGCGCUGCAGGGCCCCCAGCAUCAGCAACAGUGGGGGAACCCCAAUGCUGGAUUUAACCCGUUUGACGAGAUGGAUCUCAUGUCCACCGCCGAUUACACGAAUAUGAAAUUCGAGGACUCGAUGCCUUCGCCCUUGUUUCAGAAUCAGAUCCCUAUGAACUGUGUUCAAAGUGAUUAUGAUGAUUUCAACCAGUUCCUCAAUCCGAAUCCCACGGAGAUCACUUCGAUCUGA